Molecule: messenger RNA, 2466 nt
Organism: Aegilops tauschii subsp. strangulata
Lineage: Eukaryota; Viridiplantae; Streptophyta; Magnoliopsida; Poales; Poaceae
Product: cysteine-rich receptor-like protein kinase 6
Biological process (GO): protein phosphorylation
Cellular component (GO): plasma membrane
Molecular function (GO): protein serine/threonine kinase activity; ATP binding
Source: RefSeq, a predicted model, not a curated record
CGGAGUCAAACUAAUUCUUCAGCACGUUGCAAGUCAAAUGAUGUUCCUUCAAUUAUUACUGGAGAGAGCAAACCCGUGACCGCCUUGGCCUCUUUUCUUCUUCUUUAACGGUAGCCACGCCGGAGAUUUUCCGCGACCACCAUGGCGACGCGCCACCGCACGUUCUACCGCCUCGCCGCCACAAUCCUCAUUGCGUUCCUCCUCACACCACCGACCGCAGCCCAGCCGCCGUGGCAGAUCUGCGGCAAGAGCGGCAACUAUGCGGCGAACGACACCUACCAAUCCAACAUCCGGCAGCUCUCCGCCACCCUCCCCAAGAACGCCUCCGCCUCCCGGACGCUUUUCGCCACCAGCAGCAUCGGCUCCCUACCGAACAUCGCCUACGCCCUCGCGCUCUGCCGCGGCGACGGCAACGCCUCCGCCUGCGAGGCCUGCGUCACCACCGCCUUCCAGGACGCGCAGCAGCUCUGCGCCUUCAACAAGGACGCCACCGUCAUCUACGACCCCUGCUACCUCCGCUUCUCCAACCAGAACUUCCUCGCCACCACCAGCAACGACAACAUCAUCGUCCUCAAGAACACGCAGAGCGUGAGCUCGCCGGUGGACGUGUUCGACGCCGCCGUCCAAACACUCCUCAACGCCACCGGGGACUACGCGGCGGCAAACUCGUCCAGGCGGUUCGCCACGGGGGAGGAGGGCUUUGACACCACUAACCCCACCAUCUACGGGCUCGUGCAGUGCACGCCCGACAUGUCACCGGCCGAUUGCCGGAGCUGCCUCGGAGACAUAAUUACGCAGAUGCCGCAGGAUCUCAGCGGGAGCAUAGGCGGGAGGUUGAUUGGGGUGCGGUGCAAUUUCAGGUACGAGGUGGUUCCUUUCUUCUCCGGAAGCCCGACGCUGCGUUUGCCAGCACCUCCAGCGCCGCCGGCUCCUCCUCCUGCGCCUGUUAACGUGACGCCAACGGCGACCCCACGAGGAAAAUCGGCAAACAAUGUUCUGGCUAUUGUGCUGCCUAUCGUUGCUGCAAUUCUGGCUAUCACUACCGUUUGCCUUUGUUAUUUGAGGAGAAGGAGGAGAAGACAAGCAAGGAGUGAGCUACCUCAUGAUUCAACUAAUCAUGAGGACAUAGAUAGCAUUGAUUCACUUAUCAUUGAUCUAUCAACCUUACGUGGUGCGACGAGUAACUUUGCUGAGGAGAAUAAGCUUGGUGAGGGAGGAUUUGGUGCAGUUUAUAAGGGAGACCUUCCUGAUGGUCAAGAAAUAGCUGUGAAGAGGCUCUCCAGGAAUUCAGGGCAAGGAAUAGGGGAGCUCAAGAAUGAGCUUGUUUUGGUCGCCAAGCUUCAACAUAAGAAUCUUGUCAGGCUUGUUGGCGUAUGCUUGCAAGAGCAUGAGAAACUGCUUGUGUACGAAUACAUGCCCAAUAGAAGCAUUGACACCAUUCUUUUUGAUUCGGAAAGAAGAAAGGAGCUAGAUUGGGGAAAGAGAUUGAAGAUAAUAAGUGGAAUUGCUCGAGGAUUGCAGUAUCUCCAUGAAGAUUCACAGCUGAGAAUAAUCCACCGGGACCUUAAAGCUAGCAAUGUUCUGUUAGACUCUGAUUACACUCCUAAGAUUUCAGACUUUGGCUUGGCAAGGCUAUUUGGAGCAGAUCAAUCACGGGAGGUCACAAACCGUGUUGUUGGAACAUAUGGAUACAUGGCCCCGGAGUAUGCAAUGCGCGGUCACUAUUCUAUAAAAUCGGACGUGUUCAGCUUUGGCAUUUUGAUGUUAGAAUUUGUGACCGGACGACGAAGCAGUGGCUCCUAUAACUUUGACGAGUCUGUCGAUCUCUUGAGUCUCAUAUGGGAACACUGGAGCACGGGGACAAUUUCAGAGAUCAUAGACUCAUCUCUGAGAAGUCAUGCACCAGGAGACCAGAUGGUGAAGAUUAUUCACAUCGGGCUGCUCUGCGUUCAAGAUAACCCAGCUGAUAGGCCUAUGAUGUCGACAGUAAAUGUCAUGCUUAGCAGUAACACCAUGUCUCUCCAGUCUCCAUCCAAGCCAUCAUUUUUCAUCACCAAGAGCGGCACAUACUCAACUCCAUACUCGGAGUCGUCAUACCCUACGGCUUCCCAGUCGACUGCUAAGUCAGCUAUGGCGUCACCAAAUGAAGUUUCAAUCACAGAGCUUGAACCAAGAUGAAGGAAGGAUUGCAAAGGAUAGUCGGUUUCUUAUAAUCAUCUUAUAAAGGUCCCAGUACAUUUCUGCUACUGCAUUUUUAGUAUUUUUCUCCAUUCACCUGGCAGUUUUAUUUCUUAUUAAAAAAAAUAGAUAAACUCAAUGCUUUAUAGAUUACAUAUUUGUAAUUUUGCCAAUGUGGAAAAUUCUAGAACAAAGGCUCCUACUUGUACAGUUCUGUAUUUGUAAACAGGGGGAAACCGGUUUACAAGGCCGCACAAAAUGAUCAUUCCUAUCACGACCUUAUUUGAA